AUGCGGGCCAUGCGUCGUGGUGUCUUUGUCUUAGCUGUUCUGGCUCUGGGUUGGCUGAACAGAUGCUGGGUAUCACCCAGCCGCAACCGCAGCCUGGUGCAACGUGGGGCAGCACCAGCCCUGACAGACCGAACUGUAGAGGAUCUUCGGUGGUCUUUGUUGCGGAUGGCUGCUGCCUUGGACCGUGGACAGGCCUACAAUCCCACCAGCGGAGAGUACUAUGCGGAACGCAUGGCAGUGGCACGUGAGUUGCUAGAUGAGUUGCUACAACGGCCAUCGAAGAAUUUCACCAUGCAAGAUUUGGAUGGCGAGUGGGAGCUGGUAUUUUCCACCGUGAAACACGGCAUUUUUCGCUCCUCGCCUUUUUUUCUGGCCGUGCAGGAGGCCUUUGGCAACCAGGAAAGUUCGGAGCUGUUCUUCAAGCUCCACGAAUUGCAGGUGAUGUCUUGGGGCGCCUCUAAAGUGGGACGUGUGGCGCAAUACAUCAAUAGCACUGAGGGAUUGCUUUACAGUGAAUUUGACACUUCUCUGCUGUCCAUGACGGUGAUCCCCAUCGUUGGCUUCUGGAAGCUGCUGCCAACCAUUGGAGGCUGCGUGGUCACGGUGUCCAACAUCACCCUGGUGGAGAACACCAUCAACAUGGAGGUGCAAUACACCAAGGCCAAGGAGGUGCCUGGACUGCCGCCCCUGUCAGAUUUCGUUAUGGACAAGGAGGUUCCGGUGAAUUCUGUCUGGAAGAUGCUCCCCUGGAAUGGUGGGCGCCCACCCACCUGCAGCGUUGAGAUUAAGUACCUGGACGAUGAGAUGCGAAUUGUGGCAGAUCGCGAUGGCGAACUGUUCGUCUACAUGCGCCCAGUGGACCCGCGUCUAAAGCAUCCGAAUUUGGGUCCCCAGGAACGGCUCUUCAUCCGCCUGCUGCCCUUUGCUGGGCUCGUGCCCAAGCACACCGUGCUGAAGGAUCGUUGGGCAAAGCGUUGCGCCGAUCCCAACUGGCCCAGGAGAAAGAUCACGGAUGUGAAGAAGGUGGCUCUGAAAGGCAAAGAGACGCCAAAGCGCCAAGCUUCUCGUGGUCGUGCUGCCGCGAACAAGAAGCGUCGUGUGGCAUGA
Molecule: messenger RNA, 1107 nt
Organism: Cladocopium goreaui
Lineage: Eukaryota; Dinophyceae; Suessiales; Symbiodiniaceae
Source: the annotation of a GenBank genome assembly